Nerophis ophidion (straightnose pipefish) is the source of this 1391-nucleotide messenger RNA. RefSeq names its product RNA-binding region (RNP1, RRM) containing 3 (gene rnpc3). The record is from RefSeq and is a predicted model, not a curated record. Gene Ontology annotation, molecular function: U12 snRNA binding; pre-mRNA intronic binding; protein binding. The coding region runs from base 97 to 1125 and encodes 342 amino acids. The transcript has 12 exons. Gene Ontology annotation, cellular component: U12-type spliceosomal complex. NCBI's taxonomy places the organism in Eukaryota, Metazoa, Chordata, Actinopteri, Syngnathiformes, Syngnathidae. Gene Ontology annotation, biological process: mRNA splicing, via spliceosome.
CACGAAGAAGAAGAAGAAGAAGAAGAAGAAGCCGGAAGUUGAGUUCCUCCUAGCAUUUUUUGCGAACAUACGAAGCUAUCGUCCAACGAAAGACAAAUGGAGACGUGUGAGGAAGCAGCCAGGAAAAGAGGCAGCAAGACUCUGUUGGUCCACCAUCUGCCAGCCGAGUUGACUGAGGAUGAAAAGGAGGAUCUGCUCAAGUACUUUGGAGCGGAGUCCGUCAGAGUCUUCUCCAACUUUGGCCGUAUGAAACACGCAGCAUUUGCAGCGUUUCGCAGUGAAAAAGCUGCAGAGAAGGCUCUCACGCGCCUCCAUCAGUUAGAGAUUCUCAACCGGAAGCUCAUUGUGGAGUUUGCAAAAGGCCAGGAUAAUAUCACAGUGUUAAAGGACCCACCUGUGACAGAAAGUAAUAAGCAUGACGUAGAAGCCAAGAACAAACAGGAAACGAAGCAGCCAAAUGUUCCUCUUAUAGAGACCGGCAUCGCUCCAAGUCUUGGAGAAAGUUCGUUAUGCAUUGGAGAUGACCACCGAGCCUCAAUAGUCGACCUCCAGCUCGUUGCACCUGUGAACCCUACAGAAACAAAUGAGAGCAAGGCCAGCGUCAACAACAACAACAACAACGGCACGGAGGACACUGCAGGAUUUGGGAAGCUCUACCCCAGCACCCAGACGUUCCAGCAGUGCGAGGAGCGCAGCGACGACGAACAGGAUCUCCUGUCCGACGUCAUCACAAGAAAAGAGCUUGAGAAAGGACGUCUCUCCAGAGACGAGAUAAAACGGAUGUCAGUGUUUAAGAAUUACGAGCCGGGCGAGCCGACCUGCAGGCUGUAUGUGAAGAACAUCGCAAAGCCGGUGGAGGAGAAAGAUCUAAAGUACAUCUACGGGAGAUACAUCGACCCCGCCUCCGAAACCGAGCGAAACAUGUUCGACGUGUUGCUAAUGAAGGAGGGCCGGAUGAAAGGACAGGCUUUUGUGGGACUUCCCAGUGAGACCAGUGCUGAGAAAGCCCUGCGGGAAACCAACGGUUUUGUCCUCUACGACAAACCCCUGGUGGUUCAAUUUGCUCGAUCCGCCAGACCAAAACAGGACAACGCCGAUGCCAAGAAAGGAGCGAAGCAACGAUAAACUCCCCAGAUACCAAGGCUUGGUUUUGUGUGCCAGCAGAAGCAUUUGUAUCCUUAUUCGAGCAUAUCCUUUGGAAAAAAAUAAAAAAUACUGAAGAAAAAGAGGGCACUUCUAUUUGUGGAAGGAAUGGGACAUGUUGACCUUUUAAGUUCAAUGACCUAGAUCCACAAGAACAUGUCAUUGUUUUUCUCUUUUUAUUCAUGUCUUGUUGAUUUCAUGGACUUAAAUGGUAUUUUAGAACAUUCCCUACCUAAUUUUGUAACUGA